Molecule: messenger RNA, 1222 nt
Organism: Haliotis rufescens (red abalone)
Lineage: Eukaryota; Metazoa; Mollusca; Gastropoda; Lepetellida; Haliotidae
Exons: 2
Coding region: 291-698 (135 amino acids)
Source: RefSeq, a predicted model, not a curated record
GAGUCACUUGGAGCCCACUGAUUUGGUGGGCUCAUGGUAUCCGUGCUACGGGUUUCACUCUAGUUUAUCAAAUCCAUGAAAUAUCAUCUCAGUACCAGGGACAUAAAUCCGUGUCUACCCAUGUCCAGAUCCAGACUAAAGAGUUACGGACUAAUGGGAUACAUAUAGUAGUGAGUUAUGUACUAACGGGAUCAUGACUGGCGGAACAUGACAAGCGGCUCAUGACUGGCAAGGUACAACUAGCGACUUGAGAAGAAUUGGAUCUUGACUGGCGAGCUGCGAAUAAGACGAUGUCGGACACCUCCUCCGAGACAAGCGGCGAUGUGGGAGGUUGCAAACAGAUAGAUCUAUCUCACGUCGCAUGUUCCUUCAUGUUCAAGAGCAUCUCCAGACCAACAACUGCCUCCUCCAUCCGGGCAAAACUCUGGUCACGUGAGCGUCAAGCGUACGAGGAGGAAUACCAUCGCAACAUGCAGCAGUUCCGGAACAGGCCGUACAUGAAAUACGAGUACCCGGAAAUAGGACGCCAUUAUCCGGGUACUUGGCGGACGGCCGGUCCGGCGGAGUUGGACUCCAUUGUGGCGCGGCUUACCAAGAAAACAGCGGCCAGCGUCGCGCGUGAGCAUGAUAUUAAGUCGCAGCAUUCGUACGUGCUGAAGAAGAGGGGGAAAUCGACUCGAGUGAAAAUGGACAAAUAGUGAGACCUGGUUUAACUUUCACUGAUGACGUUGGAAAAUGGACGCCCUGUUACCGAACAGUGACGGAUUUCUUUUCAUGUGACGGAUAUCACUUUUGAGAAUAUCCAUGGUUUUUUUAAAUUGGUGACGGGUAUUAAAAGCUCUGGUUUGUGAUGUCAUAUCAAAAUGACUUUUUGUUGUAGGCUUAAUCCACCCUUGGGUGAGUGUGAGAGUGAGUUGGGUGUAACGCCGCUUUGAACAGUAUUCCAGUUAUAUCACGGUGCGUCUGCUUGAUGUGGGAGGAAAGCCGGAAGUGACGCAAGUCUUCGUUUACCACUUCGGUGAAACCCACGAGCAAAAUCCACCCUUUGACCCCUGCGAUACUGUCAUUAGUUAAACAAGUAUAUACACAUAUAUAUUUGUAAUUACUCAACAUAUGAUAGGGGUCUUCCUGUUAGUAUUCGAUAAUUCUUUUCUUGUUUUAUUAUUUGUUUUACGGAUAUCUUGUCUCGAAACCUUGAGUCGGUGGUCGAAAUAAAAAUGUA